This is a messenger RNA of Drosophila virilis, 1531 nucleotides long. Its product is annotated as brachyurin. Gene Ontology annotation, molecular function: serine-type endopeptidase activity. Lineage: Eukaryota; Metazoa; Arthropoda; Insecta; Diptera; Drosophilidae. Gene Ontology annotation, biological process: proteolysis. The record is from RefSeq and is a predicted model, not a curated record.
ACUCGACUCCAUAGUUAAGCAAACAAAUGAGACAGCCUUUCUACACACUCUACCCGCUUGUGCUGCUGCUGUUGUGCCCGUGUCUAAUCCUCAGCCAGGGCCAUUUGCGUAUUAUCAAUGGUUCGGCUGCGAGGCCCAAGCAACUGCCCUACCAGGUGGCACUGCAUGCCUACUUCGGCAACUCCGGCGAUGAGCCCAGUUUGUGUGGCGGCACGAUUCUAACGAAGCGCUGGAUACUGACCGCAGCGCAUUGCCUGCAGGAGCCGGACACAAAUUUGCUCAAAGUGAUUGUCACCGCGGGCGCUCUAAACAAGACAAGGAAAGACGAGCCCGGCCACAUGGAGCUGUUGGUCAGACGAAAGGACACAAUUGUGCAUCCUCUAUACGAUCGUCACACGGUGGCCAACGAUAUUGCACUCAUUCGUCUGCCCAAGGAUCUAAAACUGGGCGCCUAUGCACAACCCGCCAGGCUGCCCAGGGGCAAGAAUAAAUUCAAUCUGAACGGUCGCUCGGCCAUCAGCUCCGGCUGGGGCCUGACGGCCAAGCAGCGACCCACCGACAUAUUGCAGUAUUUGAAUGUGAAGAUCAUUCCCAAUAAGCUGUGCGAGCGUCUGUGGAACAAACAGCUGAAUGGCGAACGCAAGCUCAUACUGGACUCGUUUCUGUGCAUUGAUUCCAAGGGCGGACUGCCCUGUCGCGGCGACUCGGGCGGCCCCUUGGUCCUGAACGAUGGCACCCAGACUGUCGUUGGCGUCGUAUCACACGGUUACGAUGACAAGUGCCAGCUGCGAUUGCCGGAUAUAUUUACACGCGUCGCCUCGUUUAACGAUUGGAUUGAGCAGCACACGGGUCGCCUGAGCAAGGCUUAGCUUUAACUAGAUUCAAUUUGCUCAGCUAUUGGAGCUGCAACUUUUUAACUCCUCGUGGGCAUAUUGUUUAUACAGAAAAGGAAAUUUUUGGAUAAGGACUUUAGAAUUCUGCUUGUUUGGGCACAUUCAAUUGGAUAAUUAAGUUUCAAUGCAGUGCAUAUUAUAAUUUAAUCCAAUAUCCACUAUCCCUUUAAUAUAUUUAUAUUCAAAAGCCGAGUGGAUUUAGCCAAAGCCAUAAACCAGAAUCAGACAGCUCAUUUAACAUAGCUGCUUUUAGUCGAAAAUUAAGUUGUACGAAAAGCAUUACUGAAUUUCAAUAUGUCUUGACCAAAGUGGACAUUUGUGAACUCUAGAAUGUGUCAAAAUCUUAUCAAGAAAGAAUCGUUUAAAAAAUAACUUGUUCUAUAAAAGGAUUGUCGAUUUGCCAACAUAUCUUCACAAAAGCGAGGGUGGCCGCUCUUUCUUGUUUCAUUUCGAGCUGGAAAGACUCUGGCGAGGCAAGAUUUCAUUAUAUAGGGUAAACCUAGUUAUGGAAUUGGAUAUUAAGGCAUGACAUUGGUGCAAAUGCUGCCUCAUCCGAGUCGAGUACCCUCUGCUCAGCCCAAACCCAGUCCAUUUUAGGCUAUAUAAAUAUUAAACACAAAACUGAUUUUCUUUUCAAA